AAGCGAGCCCUUUCCUGAUGACCUGGCAUUCCUCCAUUCUCAGGCGCUGAGUCUCCCUUGGCAUCCAACGCUCGAUCGGAGCGGAUUGAUCGAAGUCCACGAUGAGUGAUGAGGUUCCCUCACCAACAGCUCGAAUGUAUUCUGUGAACAGACAGGAGUCUCCUCAGCCCGAUUUAGACCUGGAACGCCAGUCUUUACCGCACACAACAGAUGGUGCACUUGAUCCCGGAGACCUGCUCGAAGAGUGUGUAGCAUCUGGACAUGGCGUCGCUGGUGCAGAGUGUGCCUGCGAUUGUCCCUCCCACGAGCCCAACUAUACCCGAGCGGACUUCAUGGAUCCAGAGAGAAUCAAAGUCCUGUCGUGGCAAGACUCUGUGAAAAGGAAUGAUAAUGUCGAGGAUGCAAAGAUCGUCUUGAUUCAACGUCCUGACAGCUCUACCGAAGACACAUUUACGCACGACUUAGGUGUGCGCGGGGAGUUCUUCAGCGAACACGCAGCAGACACACUGCGAGAUUGGAACAUCACUGCAGAUGGCACACAUAAUUGGUGGCACAUUGCAGGUUCGAUGACCCCUGGCCCACUCAUACGAUUCCACCCGGGGGUGGGAGAAGUCGCCUGUUCCUUCUUGCCCUUCGCCGCCACUUCGAAGGAGAUAACGCUGGCUGUCGAAUCUUUUCGCCCAGCGGCUUCGGGAGAUGACUCGAUCGAGCCAGACCGUUCGAUUUAUACUGCGCAACGAGCCUUCCGAAUGCAUCGCUGUCGUUUGAUCGUUCUUUCUAGUGGUCAGUUCUUGCCUCGCUGGGAGCGACCCAGUCGAUUUGUGGUUUUCUUGUAUCGACUCAAGACCGUUGAGGUCUGGAUUACCGCACCCUUUCUGUUACCCUUCGUGCUUCUCUAUAUCUUUCUAAAGAUUGUACGGCCUUCCGCUCCUGACUUUUUCGAGAUUAUGUUCAGACGGCCAAAGCCCUUGGGUCGGCAGAGAAUAUCGAAGUCUUACCAUGAGACCACGUUCGAAAACACUAGGUGGAAAACAGAGCCGAUGCUCACACAGGUCCUAGGAAUGAGGAAACAAAUGAGUCUCUUCAAAUUCAAUUGGAACUGGGUUUCAGUGGAAAGGCAUCUUGCAAUACUGGAAAUCAUUCGAGACUUCCACUGUCGGCCUGACGCUGUUGAUUCUGACAAGAGACUGUCCGAGUGGGCGCUCUCUGCCCAUCUGAACUACUUUGCAUGGAACGAAGUUGUGCGAGGGAUCCAAGAAGAGUCGGACUGGCUGAGAGAGCAUGCCAUUGAGAGUCCUGGCCAGGAGCUACUAGCUCGUCUGAAUACCUGUCGCUCACUUUUGGCGAAAUUGAAGAAACAGUUAAGCGGAGGCCGAGACAAGAAUGAGAUUCUUGGCCUAUCUUGGCUACAAGCACAUAUGGUUGGGCUAGAGAAGCUGGACGAUGGCGUUCAGCGCGAAGAGGUCACUGUUCAAUCACAUAUGUCAGAUGGAGAGACAACAAAGGGCGCUACAGUAGCUUCGAUGGAUGAGCAGCAGUCGAACGAGAACGGCGGUGAGCCGCAAACAUCGGAUCACGCACAAGCUGACAAGGAAGCCUCUACGCUCGGCGAUCUCAAUGACGAGGAUAAUCUCACUCCACUCAAUAUCGAUCACAAGUACAUUGGAAUCAAAGCAGACCUGGAAAAGCUGGAGGACGAAGUGCAGGAGACUUUUCAACUGUUGGCAAUCAGCAUCCAGAUCAAAGACACUGGAGUGGCAAGGACACAAGCUAGGAGAGCGACAGCGUUGACUGUUAUCGCGACUAUUUACCUUCCUGCAACACUGGCAGUCGGUGCUUUCGGAGUGAAUGUUCAGUAUCUGGGUGGAGAUUUGAGUAUCAAGUGGCCGAUUAUCUUGUUCGCUGCCUUAUUUGCUCCUUCUGCUAUCGUAUUGCUAUUUUUGUUUCUGCGGGAGUGAGAGAUGCGAAGAGCAUAUAGAGCCAUCACAGAUAAAAUGUCCGGAAUAACAGCUAUGUGCUGGUAUCAUGGCACGGCUGCAGCGCUAGCAAAUGUUAUUCGACGCGCUAGCCUCAGGCGCAUCAAACUCGGCGCAGGUAAUAACUUCCGCACAUCCAAGGUACUGCGCUACUUCCUUUUCUUCGUCACAUCGAGUCUGCAUAUCGUGGUGUGAUGUCUCAGCAAAACAUCGCAACCCCGGUCCCAAUGCG
This is a messenger RNA of Cercospora beticola, 2208 nucleotides long. RefSeq lists its product as uncharacterized. NCBI's taxonomy places the organism in Eukaryota, Fungi, Ascomycota, Dothideomycetes, Mycosphaerellales, Mycosphaerellaceae. The record is from RefSeq and is a predicted model, not a curated record. Gene Ontology annotation, cellular component: membrane. Gene Ontology annotation, molecular function: metal ion transmembrane transporter activity. Gene Ontology annotation, biological process: transmembrane transport; metal ion transport.